Messenger RNA from Colossoma macropomum (tambaqui), 2280 nucleotides. RefSeq names its product ADP-ribosylation factor 1 (gene arf1). The transcript is spliced from 5 exons. The record is from RefSeq and is a predicted model, not a curated record. Gene Ontology annotation, cellular component: plasma membrane; cytoplasm. Gene Ontology annotation, biological process: intracellular protein transport; vesicle-mediated transport. Lineage: Eukaryota; Metazoa; Chordata; Actinopteri; Characiformes; Serrasalmidae. The coding region runs from base 132 to 674 and encodes 180 amino acids. Gene Ontology annotation, molecular function: GTP binding; GTPase activity.
GCAGCGUUUUCUGAACGGAAGUGACGAAAGAGUCCCUGACGUGGCCGGAACACCGCCAUCUUGAGGAAGGAGACGCCUCGGAGUUGGAGGAACAAACUGAAGACUCGGCGUGUCCACGACGUCUGUGAAAAAUGGGCAACAUCUUCGCCAACCUGUUCAAGGCCUUCGGGAAGAAGGAGAUGAGGAUCCUGAUGGUGGGACUGGAUGCUGCCGGGAAGACCACCAUCCUGUACAAGCUGAAGCUCGGAGAGAUCGUCACCACCAUUCCCACCAUCGGCUUUAACGUUGAAACCGUAGAGUACAAGAACAUCAGCUUCACCGUGUGGGACGUCGGCGGCCAGGACAAGAUUCGACCGUUGUGGCGUCAUUAUUUCCAGAACACGCAGGGUCUGAUCUUCGUGGUGGACAGUAACGACAGAGAGCGAGUGAACGAGGCGCGGGAGGAGCUGAUGAGGAUGCUGGCGGAGGACGAGCUGAGAGAAGCUGUGCUGCUGGUGUUCGCCAACAAACAGGAUCUGCCGAACGCCAUGAACGCUGCGGAGAUCACGGACAAGCUGGGGCUGCACUCCCUCCGCCACAGGAACUGGUACAUCCAGGCCACCUGCGCCACCUCCGGGGACGGCCUGUACGAGGGACUGGACUGGCUCUCCAACCAGCUCAAAAACCAGAAAUGAUCUCCACCUCGCCGCCACACUCCUCCUCCUCCUCCUCCUCCUCCCCUUCUUCCUCUUCUGGGGUUAUCCCCUCUUUCCUUUUAGACCACGUCCUCCAACAGGCUUUACUUCUCAUCUCGCAGAAACCUCGUGUUUCUUUGUUUUUCUUUUAAAGAGGAAAAGUGCUGGAAGCUGCUCUCCCGCUCAUACCUGGUUACAGUAAAGUAAGAGCCCCUCGCUCUCAUAUUUAAUGUAAAUAGUUAUGUUUUUGUUGUGAGGCAGCUUUUGGAGCACUCUUAUGCAAUAUAUAUAUUGUUAUUAUUAUUGUUGUUGUAAUCAGCUUUUCCUUUUCUUCCUCUUUCGUGUUUUAUUUAAUCAUUCGAGUCAGAGGUAGGUGAAUCGUAGGGUUAAGGGCUUUUUUUUUGGGUGGGGGGGGGUUCGGUGGGGGUCUGGGGGGGUCACUUCCAAUAGCUUUCGUCUCUGGGUCGCUGUCUGCGCAUCGCGAGUUAAACGUUAAACGUACUGUACAAAGAGGUUUCGUCGGUCUCAAGAUAAACUCAACAAGUCCAGACAGCGCGGGCACACGCGCACACACACUACCUAGAACGUUUAGGGGUUCUGCUUAGAACGGGGGAACCACUAAUUAGUGCUACACACAAACUCAGCAUGGCCUAGCUUUACUAGAAAGGUUCAGUCAGUAUCAGCAAUGCUGAGGCCGCUAACGGCGAACAACAUCAAUCAGAUGGUAGCACGCUAAUUGGCGCCUGCUGGCUUGUUAGCAUCGUUAGCAUGUGCGACGGAACAACGUUCCGUCAAGAAACCUGAUGGAGCCGUUCAUUCUGUGCCAUUACUGCAGUAAAGCCACGCACAGGGAACUGGAAUGAGCCUCCCAGCAUAGAUUAAAGCGGUAGUUCACAAGUUCACCCGGUUUCCUCCCUUUCGAUGUGGUCGAUCAGCUACGAGGCUGCUGUAGCUAAUGUACUGAAAAGCUCGUUAGCUUAUUAGCAUGUUAGCUGAUUAGCAUGAUGCUAACUGCAUGCCUAAACUGUCAAAGCAUGUGAACAGUUCUCUCAAAUCUCUAUUCGGCUUGCUUACGUGGUUUUUAAGACACUGUUAUCUGUAAAUAUGGGCAAAAGCGAGACGUCAUGCGCAGAUCUGAUGCAUAAACUUUUAUAAGACGCAGAUAUUGGAGGCGCAUAAACUUACAGAGUAAUACGUUUAUUUUUAUAAGAUUAUAAACGCAAUAAAGUGCAGAUAUAGUAGCGCAGUAACCCAGCAUCGCCUAAACAUCCUCCUACAGUAAAUACAUCAUAAAAUAUCAAAUAUGUGAAAUAUAAAUUACCCAGUGUCACCUAAACGUUGUGCUAAAUACAUAAAUACAUCAUAAAAUUGUCAGAUAUAUAAAAUACAAAUUACCCAGUGUCGCCUAACGUUCUCCUACAGUAAAUACAUCACAGAUGAUCUAAUCUGUUAAAUAUGAAUAUUGGCUAAUUUUAAGAUUCCCAUAAAAAGCUUUUAAGAACGAUCUGCUGAUUCUGAGCUGAACCCGAGGCUGAUCGGCUGCGUUUGGGGUGAAUUUGUCUCAGUUCUGUCGCUUUAACAGCUUUUCUUUUCGCUUUAGCGUGUG